Molecule: messenger RNA, 987 nt
Organism: Ostreococcus tauri
Lineage: Eukaryota; Viridiplantae; Chlorophyta; Mamiellophyceae; Mamiellales; Bathycoccaceae
Product: unnamed product
Exons: 1
Coding region: 1-987 (328 amino acids)
Source: RefSeq, a predicted model, not a curated record
AUGGCGACGACGGCGCCCGCGGGACGCCCCGAUCCGAGGAUGGAGGGAAAAGAUACCGACGUGGAGUCCGAGGUGACGACGAGCGCGGAGACGCAGUCGCGGAAGCGAGGACGGGGGGGCGAUCGAACGCUCGGGACGGCGGUGCGGAGUGGGUCGUUUCACGGACGAUUGGAGGGCGCGACGACGUCGUGCGGAGGGCAGGAAGAGAGCGGGGGGGGGCAGCACUUCGCACUGGGUUCGACGCUGUAUAAACGACGAACGAGGCACGAGCACGGGAGGGAGAUCGCGCGAAGAUUGAUCGAUUUUAGAGGCUUUGACUUGAGCGAGGCGCAGGCGAACGACGUCGCGCGGUUCAUCGAUCUGUUGCCGGAGGAGAUGGAGGAGCGAGUGCGGGAGGUGUUGGAGAAUUGCGUGGAUAUCGAUGACGCGAUCGCAAAGCUGGCGAGCGUGAAGAUGUUGGAGCAGACGGCGCAGUGCUCGGUUGGGGACUUCAGCGAGGCGACGCUGUCCGAGGCGCACAGCGGGCUCACGGGAGGGGAGAGAGGCGAGGGUGAACGGGACACCGCGACGGCGACAUCGAGCGCGCCAGUUCUGACGUUGGAGUGGGUGAACGCGGUCGUGAACGAAAUGGGGUCGUCCGUGGAUAUGUCUGACGCGCAGAACAGAGCGACGCGCGUUUUGCAGACGUUUGAAGGCGCGGUUCGACAGCGGUGCGCUGAGCAGAACGAUCACAGCAAGAUGAUGAAGCUGAAGAGGGAAAACGCCUUGUUGAAGAGAGCGGUUGCGAUUCAAAACUCUAGGAUGCAGGAUCUGAAGCCGCUCCAAACGCGCGUGGGCGAGCUUGAGUCUGCGUGUGCGCAGUACGACGAACGGCUCAAGGCGGCGGAGCGACAGAAUUACUCUCUUCAGGUCAACCUGAGACUCGCGAUGCAGCACGGGGAGCAAUCUCAGUCGCCUUUCGGGUCGAAAAAUCACGAUGUAUUUUGA